AGUUAAGCAGGCGUACUGAGUGGUGUGGCAGCAGUAAAGAGACUAAGGAAAUCAAUUAACUCCAUGGUUUUCAUGAAGGCCUCUUCAUAUCAAAACUUCCUUGUUUAUAUGCAUCUCCUCUUAUCCUGUGGCAAUGAAGAUUGACAUCCACACUCACAUUCUACCAAGAGAAUGGCCAGAUCUAAAGAAGAGAUUCGGGUAUGGAGGCUGGGUGCAGCUCCAACACCAUGGCAAGGGAGAAGCAAAGAUGCUGAAAGAUGGGAAGGUCUUCAGAGUGGUCCAAGAGAACUGCUGGGAUCCAGAAGCUCGUCUUAGAGAAAUGGACCAAACAGGAGUGACUGUGCAAGCCCUUUCCACGGUUCCCGUCAUGUUUAGCUACUGGGCCAAACCUCAGGACACUUUAGACCUGUGCCAAUUUCUGAACAACGACCUAGCUGCCACCAUUGCGAGCCACCCCAGGAGGUUUGUGGGUCUGGGGACGUUGCCCAUGCAGGCCCCUGAGCUGGCGGUUAAGGAGAUGGAGCGCUGUGUGAAGAAGUUGGGCUUUCCCGGGGUUCAGAUCGGCUCCCACAUCAACGAGUGGGACCUGAAUGCACCGGAGCUCUUCCCAGUGUACGCGGAGGCUGAAAGGCUGAACUGUUCCCUAUUUGUGCACCCCUGGGACAUGCAGAUGGAUGGACGGAUGGCCAAAUACUGGUUCCCUUGGCUCAUAGGAAUGCCAGCUGAGACCACUGCAGCCAUCUGUUCCAUGAUCAUGGGUGGAGUGUUUGAGAAGUUUCCUAAACUGAAAGUAUGCUUUGCACAUGGAGGUGGCUCCUUCCCCUUCACAGUUGGAAGAAUCUCUCAUGGAUUCAGCAUGCGUCCUGAUCUGUGUGCACAGGACAAUCCAACCAACCCAAAGAAAUACCUUGGUUCCUUUUAUACAGACUCCUUGGUUCAUGAUCCUCUGGCCCUCAAGCUGUUAACAGAUGUCAUAGGAAAGGAUAAAGUCAUUUUGGGAACUGAUUACCCCUUCCCACUAGGUGAGCUGGAACCUGGGAAACUGAUAGAAUCCAUGGGAGAAUUUGAUGCAGAAACCAAGGAUAAACUCAAAGCUGGCAAUGCCCUUGAAUUUUUGGGUCUUGAAAGGAAACAAUUUGAAUGACUGAAUUUACUACAAAGACAAAUUUCAAGAAGACAUUUUGCUUUUGCUUUUAAAUACGUAUCACAUAUGCAGUAAUGAAAUCCUAUUUUGAACUUUUAUCCAGAAAUAGAACAUGUCCAAAUACCCUAAACUGUUCAUAACAAAAAUGAUUCUCAUGUUUUUAUUCUGAAAAGCAGUACAUUAUUUCAUGUACAAAUCAAAAAUGAUUUUAACACAGCCUUUUAAAUUAAUGGCAGAAAUAAAAAGCAAAAUGCCAUUAGUGAUUUAUAUGAAAAAAAUAACAGAUUCAUCCUAGAGGGUUCAUGUAGGUUCUCUACUUUGAGCAAAUAUUUGUUAAUAGAUCCCAAAUAACCUGUUGUUAUUCACUUUAAAUACCUUCCAUUAGCUCAGAAGUGGGCUGGGAAUGCUUUAGAUUCCCCCCAAAAAUUAAAGAUAUACAUUUUCCAUAAUCUCUAGGAACUCACAGCCCAAUUAAGGAGGCAAAAUACAUGUUUUUGGAAUAAUUACUAAGCAAUAAAACAUGCAUGUCACAGAA
This is a messenger RNA of Cervus elaphus (red deer), 1679 nucleotides long. It is a transcript of the gene ACMSD, whose product is annotated as aminocarboxymuconate semialdehyde decarboxylase. Gene Ontology annotation, molecular function: hydrolase activity; carboxy-lyase activity. The coding region runs from base 134 to 1144 and encodes 336 amino acids. The record is from RefSeq and is a predicted model, not a curated record. Lineage: Eukaryota; Metazoa; Chordata; Mammalia; Artiodactyla; Cervidae. Gene Ontology annotation, cellular component: cytoplasm; cytosol. The transcript has 10 exons. Gene Ontology annotation, biological process: secondary metabolic process.